Molecule: messenger RNA, 588 nt
Organism: Erigeron canadensis
Lineage: Eukaryota; Viridiplantae; Streptophyta; Magnoliopsida; Asterales; Asteraceae
Exons: 1
Coding region: 1-588 (195 amino acids)
Source: RefSeq, a predicted model, not a curated record
AUGCCUAAAAGACUUUUUUUAAAGAUCGUACAUGAUCUUGAGUCGAGAUACGCGUAUUUUCAGGACUCGUAUGAUGCCCAGUUGGCCAAGAGUUUUACACCGAUACAAAAGUGCACAUCUGCCAUCCGGCAACUUGCAACCGGUAAUCCUCCUGAUGAGUACGACGAGUAUUUAGAGAUGGCCGGGAGAACAUCACGUGAAUGCCUUCAACUUUUUUGUGAUGCUAUCGUUGACACUUACAAGACCGAAUAUCUGUGUAAACCAACAACACAUGAUCUCCAACGUUUGUUUGAAGCACAUGAGGAAAGGCAUCACUUGCCUGGAAUGAUCGAUAGCCUAGAUUGUACACAUCUUGUUUGGAAGAUGUGUCCAAUGGAGUGGGGGGGUCAAUACAAAAAGGGUGAUCAUGAAUACCCCACUAUUAUGUUGGAAGCAACGGCGUCUCAGGAUUUAUGGUUAUGGCACGCCUUUUUUGGUCCUCCGGGUGCUCUAAACGACAUCAAUGUGCUGCAACAAUCUCCCUUUUUCCUUCCCGAGCGUAUGGGCACUGCUCCUUACGUUCCAUUCAGUGUAAAUGGGCGUACUUAA